GGGCUUCUUUCAGUUUCCGUUUUACCAAAUCCACUGACGAGGUUUUCUGAUCGGCCUGGGGUUUAGUGGAAGACACUUUUCCAUGGUGCUACACAACGGGACUGAGCCCAGAACCAUGUGGUCGGGAAGCAAGGUUCUUAUCAUACAUCCAUAAAUGAUAAUGACCCCCAUUAGGACGGGUAUGGCGUCGGUGUUGACUGAGGUCGCUGAGUAUGUUACUCUGGGUCUUGUUACCAUUCUUCUAGUUUCGUCUUACGCUGGCGUUGACAGAUUACAUGUAUCAUAAAAAAGCAUUCAAGAUGUGACCACCUCGUGUUUUUAUUUUCGUUUAGAAACAGUGAAACACAAACCGCAUAAUCUAAUGUGUCCCAUUUUAUGAUGAUUGAAUGAGGGUUACAGGAAAAUUGUGCUGCAUAUAAAUGGAAGACCACGUAGAGGAUCCUUCACCUGGUUUUUGCAGAGUAGCUAAGAGACACACCAAGAAGAAGACCCAAUGAAAGAAAAAUUUGACCACGGCUGAAUUUGAACUCAAAGCAUGAAGACAAAAGACCUGCAGCCAAGCAUUUCAUCCGGUGUAUUAACAGUUCCGCCAUUUCGCAGCCUUAUCUUUACUGGUAAAACUAAAAAAUAUUGUUUCUUAAGGCUCAAAGCUAGUAGCUUUUAAGGUGCAACGAAUAGUUGAUUACAUCAACCCGCAGUAUUUGGCAGGAACAUUACUUUAUCGAACACAGAAGACUGAAAGACUGAGUUAAAAUUGGUUGCAUUUGAAAUUAGUAUGUAAAGUGCUGGCAGAAAUAUUGUAUGGCUUUACGUACGACACACUAACGGUUACGCUAAACCACCACCUGAUUUCCACAAGUAAUAUCUAUUUCUAACAGGUGUAAGGCCAGACAUUCUCAUUUGUGAUUUAUGUGAAUGUCGGUUUAAUAAAGCUAAGUACUUGCCUGUUACUAUACUUUAUAUUUUCUCCUUAAAUCGACUUCAAUAGAAAAUUGAAUACAGAACCUACGGGGUAAAUAAAUGUAUAUCAUGUCUGUAGUACACUACAGAGCCAACGGUCCUUAAUAUUACAAAUUCGUAAGGCGCUGUGCUGGCAGAAUCAUUAGUCUUGGGAGAUGUACUUAGCGAUAUUUCGUCCGUUUUUUCGUUCUGAGUUAAUAUUCUGCCGUGAACGGCUUUGUCUUUCAUCGUUCGGGGUCAAUAAUAUAAGUACCUUAUUUACAUUAUUUAAAUUUGACGGAUAUUUGUCCUCAUCUUGUGGAACCAAGAAGAAGAAACGAUGAAAGUCGAUCGCGGCGGAAUUUAUAAGUGAAUUUACAGCAAAGAAAAGAAAGACCCAACUCUGAAAACAGAGAGGAAGUUGUCACAGAUCUUGAUCAAGAACAAGGUUCACGUUACACAAGUGAAGUACAGACAACUGACUCAACACUACAGUAAACUACCACACAUGUACGGUCUACCUAAUAUUCACAAGGUUGGUAUUCCAUUAAGACCUAUAGUGAGCUGUAGAGGUUCAGCAUGUCAUCCACUGAGCCACUUCCUUGUCCAUUAGUAGAAAAGUCAACAUCAUAUGUGAAUAAUUCCACCCACUUCACAGAAUUGAUCAAAUACACCUCCCCAUUGGAUCCAACCAGAUGUAGGGUCUAGAUAUGAUAAGUCUGUUCACCAGAGUCCCAACUGGUGAAGCACUAUCGGGGAUUCAAGAGAAACUGGUGUCAGACACCCAUCUACAAGAACGCACUAGUAUACCAAUAAGAAACUUGAUGGAAACUUGACCUUCUAUGUAGAAACUACCUACUUCAGUAUGGACACUGAUAUAUAUCGACAAGAAGAGGGUUUGCCUAUGGGUUCGCCAUUAUCACCGAUAAUACCCAAUAUAUACAUGGAAUACUUUGAGAAUUUGGCUUUAGAAUCAACACCACUAAAACCAACCCUAUGGCUGCGAUAUGUUGAUGACACUUUUAUACUGUGACCCCACCAGGAAGAUAUCCAAGCGCUGUUAGAUCAUGUGAACUCAAUACAGCCAUCCAUACAGUUCACAAUGGAAAAAGAAAAAGACAAUCAAUUAGCAUUCCUCGACGUAUUAAUAACACGCACCAACUAUGGAUUCAGGACACCCGUAUACCGCAAGUCGCCCUUCCCUGAACGAUAUCUUAACUUCAAUUUCCACCAUCCAUACAGUAUAAAGAGAGGGAUUGCUCAGUGCCUAAAAUAUCGAGCAAAAGAUAUAAGUUCCGAUCGUGAUACCCACCACAAAGAAAUGAUCAAGCUCAGUAACAAUCUAUUAAGAAACAACUACCCCAAUUAUGAAGAAUCCUCUCCAAUUCUGAAGAAAAGAGACGAUGAAACCAAUAAACUGUCCACAGUCUGUCUACUCUAUGUGAAAGACCAUUCCGAGAAAGUACAAAUGAUAUUCGGCCCAUAUGACAUCAGGACGGUAUUCAAGAGUAAUACAACACGUCACACAUAUCUCCUUCGAGUAAAACGACCAAUAGCCGAGAAUAUGACCAAAUAUUGCGUGUACUCCAUCUCAUGCAGUUGUGGUAGGUUAUACAAAAGCCAAACAUGCUGCCCCCUCAAAAUAAGGGUAGAGGAACAUCGUAAAGCUGUGACACGAAGAGAUAUUGAUAAAUCGGUUAUAGCUGAUCAUGUAUGGAAAAAUGGAGACCACCUCCCACUGUGGGAUGAAGUUAAAAUAUUAGAGAAUACCACUGGAAAACACGAAAACUAAAAGAAGCAGCACAUAUGCUAGGACACAACAACCUACUAAGUAGACCGAGUGCAAAUAUGAAUAGCAUAUGGGAAGGACAUGAAAAUAUUAGAUUUAUAAGCUCUAAAAUUCACUCCUUAAUUGCCCAAGGGCAUACAGCGUAGUGGUUAAGAGCGCGAGCUUACCCCAAGAUUCCAGACAGUGACCUGAAUAAUAAUAAUAACAACAACAACAUCAAAAAAUACCUUAGGUUCGAAGU
Octopus sinensis (East Asian common octopus) is the source of this 2969-nucleotide messenger RNA. RefSeq lists its product as uncharacterized. Bases 2042 to 2731 code for a protein of 229 amino acids. The transcript is spliced from 2 exons. NCBI's taxonomy places the organism in Eukaryota, Metazoa, Mollusca, Cephalopoda, Octopoda, Octopodidae. The record is from RefSeq and is a predicted model, not a curated record.